Fonsecaea erecta is the source of this 1974-nucleotide messenger RNA. RefSeq lists its product as hypothetical. Gene Ontology annotation, molecular function: DNA-binding transcription factor activity, RNA polymerase II-specific; zinc ion binding. The record is from RefSeq and is a predicted model, not a curated record. Gene Ontology annotation, biological process: regulation of DNA-templated transcription. Bases 1 to 1974 code for a protein of 657 amino acids. The transcript has 3 exons. NCBI's taxonomy places the organism in Eukaryota, Fungi, Ascomycota, Eurotiomycetes, Chaetothyriales, Herpotrichiellaceae.
AUGCCUUCAGACAACUAUAACGCUGCCGACACAGGGGCACAAAUCACCAGCGUGAAUGUGUCGGCCAGAAACGCAUCUGACGAUACAGACACCUCCGAGGACGAUGAGAACAAUAACCGGCCGGCCAAACGUCCGCGCAAUUUCAUUGCGAGACAGGCCUGUGAAAGGUGCCGAGCGAGGAAGACUCGAUGCGACCAAGAGACACCGUGCAGCUUAUGCAAAAACCUGGGCGUCCAUUGUGUCUACACCGAAAGAAAACCCACCAGGAAUGAAGCUUCACUGAGCAUGAUAUUUAAUCGUCUGAAGCGCAUCGAGACCCAAAUCAGUCGCCUAACCAGUAAGCAUGAGACUGACGCCAAUCAUGCUGCACACGCAUCUCAGAACACCAACAACCCAGGGGCGCCGAUGCACACUUCGCCGCAGGGCGAUGCUGGCACCACUGCUCCACCUGCUCUUUCUGCUGAAUCUCUUUCUCCUCAGCAAUUCCCCAACACCCACAGGCUUGCCAGGACCGCAGGAGAUUCCAAACUAUCUUUCAGCGCUCGUCAGGCUCUCUACUGGCUGGGUCUUCUCCCGGAGUAUUCCUCCACUUCCUUUCCCACGCGCGCUGAAGGACUCGGCGUAUGUCUCGCUGAUGUCGAAUUCGACGGGCCAGCUCUCCCUGAGAAUGUCCAGACCGAAGAGUUUCCGCCUGACUGGCUGGAAUCGUUGAGCCUGUCGACAGUCAAGGCGCUAUCCAACGCUUUCUUCAGCACCUUCAAUCGUAUCUUUCCGGUUCUCGAUCGGGACUACUACUUUCUACACAGCCUCUCAACCGUCGUCAGCGAAGGCUUUAACGACGACAUUGAGUCGUGCUUGGUUCUGGCUGUCAUGGCACUCGGCUGUCUUGGGGCAAAGGCGUUUGAAGAGGGAGGGUACCACAACGAGGAUGUUGUGCCAGCGACAGGAAUCGUUCAAACUCUGAUGAACCAAGACGUGCCAGGGAAAGGGCUCUUCAACGAAUCACGGCGCCGCAUCGGACUCUGCUCUGGCGCAAAGGACAUUCAAGUCUCACAAUACUACCUGGCCGCGGCGUUGUUCUACGCUCAGUCAAUGCGCCCUGUCGACCAGUGGAUGAUGACGGAUCGUGCCAGUACCAACUGCCUGAUAUUCUGGACUCAACUUCAAAAUCGCUCAGAUGAAUGGACCAUCGAUAUGCAGUCCCGCGUCUUCUGGUCCGCUCUGCUCAUGGAGACCGUGGCUGGGCAGGAGUUGGACCUACCAAGAAGCCGUCUCCGAGAGCUCGAGGACGUGGUUCCGCUCCCCAGAUUCCUCGCCUACCCCAACGCGAAGAAGCUGCAACCUGUCCGAAAGGACGACUCAUACUACCAUUAUCACUUUCUGGCCCAGAUCGCUCACCGCAUCAUCCUCACUCGCAUCCGAGACGAAAUGUACCAUCUACAUCCUUCCACGAGGGUCGCAAAUGAAUUGCGACAUCAGCUGGACCAGUGGUACAGGAAUCUGCCCUCGGCCCUACAACUUGACGGUAAUCUGGACACCUUCAGCUGUCCGGCCGAAGCAGUGGCUAUGUCGUUGCUCCAAACUAGAUAUCGCUCAGCCCUUUACCACCUUGGACGACCUUUCCUGUACAAAGCGUUGAGCAACUCUUGCGCAAUGACCGACCAGGAGUUGAACUUUUGUUCCGAGGCCCUGCAAACGGCCUCGGACUGGCCAAUUGCGACUGGGUCAUGCAAACAGAUGGACAGCUUCUCGCCUCUGAAGUAUUUUGUGUGCCGGUCGUUCUUUGGCACUUUGCUAAUUGCGCACGCAUUGAAAAAAUCCCAUGAUGAAAGACUCAUUGCGACACUACCCCAGAACUCGGAUGCUCUGUGUUCUUACAUGCUUCAUUAUAUCGAAGGUCUUGCGCCACUGAGCCCAGCACUCCAGAAAGACCUGGAACUGCUCUUGAUGUUGUACGAGCCUCACGAUCAUUGA